CGAACGCCAGGACCCGAGCACCGCGGCGCGGCGGGAGCCGGGGAGGUGGAGGCGGGCGGAGGGAGGUGGCGGCGCGGGGAGACGCAGCAGCGGCAGCGGCAGCAUGUCGGCCGGCGGAGCGCCUGUCGUGCCGCCCCCGAACCCCGCCGUGUCCUUCCCGGCGCCUCGGGUCACCCUGCCAGCCGGCCCCGACAUCCUGCGGACCUAUUCGGGCGCCUUCGUCUGCCUGGAGAUUCUGUUCGGGGGACUCGUCUGGAUUUUGGUCGCCUCCUCCAAUGUUCCUCUACCUCUGCUCCAAGGAUGGGUCAUGUUCGUGUCUGUGACAGCUUUUACCCUUUCCCUGCUCUUCCUGGGGGUGUUCCUCUCCGGCAUGGUGACUCAGAUUGAUGCCAACUGGAACUUCUUGGAUUUUGCGUACCAUUUUACAGUGUUCGUCUUCUACUUCGGAGCCUUUUUGCUGGAAGCAGCAGCCACAUCCCUGCACGAUCUGCAUUGCAACACGACCCUGGCCGUGCAGCCGCUCUUGAGCGACAACCAGUACAACAUAAACGUAGCUGCUACAAUUUUUGCCUUUGUGACGACAGCUUGUUAUGGUUGCAGUUUGGGUCUGGCUUUACGAAGAUGGCGACCGUAACACUCCUUAAACUCUAACUGUCCGUGGAUCCGUUUCCUGUGUCUAGUUUGUCUGUCUCGUCGACUUGGGUACCAUUUUAUCCAGAUACAGCACCAUUCCAAAAGCAGUUUGUUUAGUAUAUGGAGAAAAUCUAAGUCCAGUUUUGGUUUAUUUCAAGGAUAGAAUUUUAAUGUUAUUAUGCUAUUAAACAGAGGAAUGGCUUUUAAUUUUACAUCAGUCUCUUUUCUUCUUAUUUCUUUUUUUAAAGAAAUUUUUCUUUUAUAGCCAUAACAUAUACAGAUUUUUUUAUUAUGAAAAGGGAUGUCUCUUUUGUUUAGUUGCUAAAUCAUGUGAGGCUUAAUUUUGAUAGGUAACUAAAACUCCCUAAAAUAAAACACAUUUUCAAUAGGCCUCCCGCUGAACUCUAUUUUUUAGUUUAGUAAACAGAGAUUGGCACCUUUUUUCUAUAAAGGCCCAAAGGGUAAAUAUUUUAGGCUUUGUGGGCCAUAUAGUCUCUGUCACAACUACUAACCUCUGCUGUUAUUCCAUGAAAGCAGCCAUAGAUAAUAUGUAAAUGAAUGAGUGUGGCUGUGUUCCAAUAAAACUUUAUUUACAAAAGCAGGCAGCAGGCUGGAUUUGGCCUGUGGGCUGCAGGCUGUCGUUGGCCAACUUCUGGUACAAAACCUUAGUUAUGCAUCUGUUUAUGUUGUAAUGACCCCGAAAGGUGUAAAGCUAACUAUACGAGGCACAUCAUAUUUAGUCUCCUUAUGCAAUAACCACAUUGUCUUUGUGCUGCUGGUCAAGUGCUUACCCUUGAAGGGGCGUACAGUUUCUCCAGCUAGUUCAACCUGCGUCUUGAGUAUAGGAAAAAGUAAUUUAUGGCAUGACCCGCGUUGCUUAAUCAAACUUGGGGUCUCCAAACACCUGAGCAGAACUCUCUUCUGGCAUUCUUACCACGAGAUCUCCAGAGACCAUCAACCACUCCUGGGAAGUGGUGUCCAGCUCCUUGUGUCUUACUUAGGGUUUAUUUAUGCUUCAGAAUAUGGCUCUUUGCCCUGUGCAUGAAUAUAUGAAUAUUUGUAUGUGGAUAUGUGAGGCUUUACCAAGUAGAGCUCUCCGAAGAGUUAACUUUUUACUUCUAAUUAUUUUACAUGACUUUCUGAGUUAAAUUGGAAUACAUUAGUAAAUGUAACUGAACACUGUAGAGUCUUACAUGUCUUGUAAUAGCCCUGAGAUCUAUGUUGUUUCUGCAUUAGCGACAGAGACACGAAGUCAGUUUUAAAACAACCGCCAUCACGAAAACAGUGCGUGGCUGAAGAGCACAGGAAAGUAUUUUAACCCCGUAAAGAGACCCCGGUUGUGGAAAGGUGCCAAAACGGCUUGCAUGGGAGAAGUCAGGCCCAGCUCCCAGCACACUGUUCGAGCAAGGUACUCAUCUCCUGCCCCGGGAGGGCUGCCUCUGAGCAAAGAGGGCUUUCGAUUGUUCUGUAGUUUCAGCUCUUGCUUUAUGUGGCUGAAUCACCUCCUCUGAGUGCCAUGUGUGAGUCGGGCUAUUAGAUGUCAUGCAGCACAGGACAGUCCUGAAUGUGCAGCAUGACCGAUGCUCAGCGAUCAGAUGCUGUUGAUACAAUAAUCCCCUAGACAGAAGGGUCCGACCGAGUCUGGGUGUGAUGUCACUAUAAUGAUAAAAGACAUGGUUCAAUGUGAGACCAGAGGGUGUCAGUCUUAGGACACUAUACUCAUGUCGUAUCUUUUCUAUAAUAUCCUCCUUCCUUCAUUUUUCUAGCUCCACACCACACACUUAAACCUGUAUUAUGAACUGUAUAUUACUAAGUCUUAAAUGUGCCAUAAGGAUACAUAGUCCAUUCUAGCUGAAAUUGUUUAAAGUUAGUCUACUAGGUUUAGUUGUGAGAUUUUAUUUGUGUUUCCAAGGCAUAAGAGGUCUGUGCUUGGUGGCAUUAAAUUAAAUGAUUUCCGGAACUGCUUUGAUGGCGCUUUUGUACACGGUGGCUUCUCAGUCGUUAAAGACCCUGCCUAAAACUCACCGGACUGUGAAGACGUAGAUUUGUAGACUAAUCGUGUUCUAGAUUUGUGAGUUGCGUGAGAAAGCACUUGAACAAAAAUUAUGGCAUUCGAGAAUUUUUUAUAUAUCUUAGCUGUAAAAUGAGAAAGUGUUGGUCGGUUUCAGAAUCUGGUAACUCCAUGAUGAAAAGAAAUUUACUUCAUAAGUGUUAUGACUCUAAUAAAGUAUUCAUUUGGUAAUCUU
This is a messenger RNA of Phyllostomus discolor (pale spear-nosed bat), 2879 nucleotides long. It is a transcript of the gene MAL2, whose product is annotated as mal, T cell differentiation protein 2. Bases 104 to 634 code for a protein of 176 amino acids. Lineage: Eukaryota; Metazoa; Chordata; Mammalia; Chiroptera; Phyllostomidae. Gene Ontology annotation, cellular component: membrane. The record is from RefSeq and is a predicted model, not a curated record. Gene Ontology annotation, molecular function: structural constituent of myelin sheath. The transcript is spliced from 4 exons. Gene Ontology annotation, biological process: myelination.